CCAAAUGAGUCAGAUAUUCCAGCGUUACAACGGCAUCCAGGGAGCAGACGACACUGUGUCGCAGGGUCUGAACACGCUCUUCAUCGUGAUGGACUGUUGCGGCGUAAGUCCCGUUUCACCUUUCGCGAACGACUUCCAGCUGCUGAGAACCAACUAUUGGAUCAACGUGGGGAUGAGGGGACCCAACACCAUUCCGUACUCGUGCUGCCGGGAGGCAACUCUCGACAACUACAAGUUCGGACAGAAUCUAGCGUGCACCGUCGCUCAACAAGCCCCACUAGUGAGACCCAGGGGCUGCUAUGAGGCGUUCCGUCAGCUGGCUACAGACGUCUCCACUGGGGCUAUUGUCAUCCUCGUCAUUGUCAUGGUUACAGAGCUUUUGGCUGUCAUGUCCGCCAUAAUUAUGGUGCGCGCAAUAGAUCGAGAAAAGAACAACACCCUGGACCCAUCCAACCCCAAGAUGUACCGGGGUCGCGAAAUACCGCUUCCGGACUCUAAACCACGCUAAGAAUCGCGCACAUAAGGCUUAUGGUUGUUUACGAAAUGACGAUUGAAUUAUUUCAGGUACUUAAGGAGAUGUAUGUGACUAAUGGCAAAUAAAGGCCGGUAGGACCUGUAAAUAAACUCUGAUAUACAAUGGCGAAUACUGAAGGUGUAUUUCAAACAGAUGAAGAUUAUUUUUGUAUUUUGUAUUUUUGAUCUAUCAUUGUUUAUAACCCAUUAAUGUUUGUACUGCAUAGACUCAAAACCAAAAUGAAUUUGAUUACACUUGGUGAUACAAUUUGACUAUAAGUUUUUACCAGACAUUGUAAUAGUUAUUCCACUAGUAAUUCUUGUUUACGCAAUAAACUGGACAGUUCAACAAUACGAAAUCAAGACGCACAAAACAUGCUUCAAGGCAUAUUGCAACGGCAAGUUAAUCAAAUGCUUCUGGACAAUUUGUUUUAUGCAAUAUGUAAAGUGGACCAUCAGAAAUAAAUUUCACCUAAAUCAUUAAUGA
This is a messenger RNA of Dreissena polymorpha, 1000 nucleotides long. RefSeq lists its product as uncharacterized. NCBI's taxonomy places the organism in Eukaryota, Metazoa, Mollusca, Bivalvia, Myida, Dreissenidae. The record is from RefSeq and is a predicted model, not a curated record. Gene Ontology annotation, cellular component: membrane. The coding region runs from base 5 to 508 and encodes 167 amino acids. The transcript has 4 exons.